AAAAAAGAAAAAAAUAAAAGUUUUGCUUUUUUUUCUCUCUCGUCUCUCUCGUAUCAUCGCUUCUGAUUUCCUCCGUCGCUUCACCAUUCUCUCUGUUUCUGGGAUGGGUGAUUUCUUCAAUGAGUCGAAUCUUCGAUUUGGAAUAUUGAAAAGAAGAUAGACUUCUCACUCUUCAGAUUCGAUCACACUUAGGACAACGUUGGUGUUGCUGCUGUUGCUUUUGGAACUUCUUACUAUCAUCUUCACCCUAACGAUGCAACUCUCCUCUGGGAUCAUCUUCUUGUACAUUUCUUUAUCUCUUCUCUUAUCUUCUCUUCUCUGAGACUUGCUUUUUGUGUCUUGUUUUUGAUCACUCGUUUUUGGAUGAAAUAACUAUUGCCUUCACAUCAAUCAUGGCUAUAUUUGUAAUCGAGAGGAUUGAUGAGCAUAAGGGUUACUUACUCCAUUGUUCCUUUGCUUCUUGCUGGCCUUAUCAGCAUUUUAUAUUGGAGGUUUUUCGAUGAUCUUAAACCAUAUGCUUUAGUACAAUUUGUUCAUUGCAUUGUCAUUCCCUUGAUGGUUAUUCUAUCACCUCCAAUGUAUACACAUUCUACGUAUUGGCUUUGGGUUGCAGGAUUUUAUCUCUUAGCUAAGGUGGAAGAAGCUGCUGAUAAGCCUAUAUAUAGUUGGACUCAUCAUAUUAUUAGUGGCCAUUCUCUGAAGCAUUUGUACGCUGCUAUGUUCCAUGUCUUCCUUACCCUCGUGCUUGCAAAAAAACCAUUCAAACUGAGAGGUACAUUCUCAUAUAUAUAUGAAAUGACCGGGAAUUGCAGAUCCAUAUUCUUGACUCAUGCAUUCCAUUGUUGGAUGUUGUCACAGUUAACACUUAUGUUUGAUUUGGAUGUUUGUUUGUAUGUUGUUUCUGUUUAUGUUUAUGUAAUGAGUUUAACUUGUUUGGUUUCAUGUAUAAUCACAAUCGGUUGAUGUUUCUUUGUUAUGUAAUGAAUUUAAGUGCUUCAGUUU
Messenger RNA from Camelina sativa (false flax), 1002 nucleotides. The record is from RefSeq and is a predicted model, not a curated record. Lineage: Eukaryota; Viridiplantae; Streptophyta; Magnoliopsida; Brassicales; Brassicaceae.